GAUUGACAUCUCUUGACCACCAUUUGUAUCUUGUAGCCCUCAGGUUGCUCGUUUCACUCGUCCCAGGACCAUGAUUAUCGCCGGCGAACAAGCUCUGGAUCCCUCCAAGUUAACCCCUGUCAACGAUGGAAAGGCAACAGCACGCACUGAAGAUGGCACCCUGAGCGACCUCCCGCCAGCUUACAGCCAAGUUGCUUCCUCAUCUCAACAACCCCUAACACGGCAUCCACGGACAACCAACUAUCUCUACAUUUCGGAACAGUACAAUAGUCUCAAAGGCUCGUAUGCCAUUGACCCGUCCAUGUCCAUUCCUUCCUCUGUUUUGCCCAAACUUGAGGAUGACGAGACGGAGCUGGACCGCAAGAAUUUGCGGCUGCGGACGGGGAACGGUAGCAUCAACGUGGACAUCUUACUCGUGUCGCUACAGGGCAGUGCUGCUCCAGACGACAUCACGCGGAACCGUGCAACACUGGAAGCCUCGUCUGAAUAUGGCUCCGUGAACAUUCGGCUGCGAACCAGCGGCAGUGUCCCACCCUUUCACCUGAAGGCACACUCCUCCACUGGGUCACUCACGAUUAAUAUUCCGCGCUCAUUUCAUGGCUUCCUGAAACUCAAGAAACAGUACAGUUCCAUCAAGCUCUCCGACGAGCUCGCUGCGGAGAGCACCGCGCUCAGUGCCGUGGACGGCGUCAGCAUGUGGUUUAUUGGUGACUUUGCGUCAUUUCAGGGGGAGUGGGAGGGUGAUGAAGUCGAGGCGGAUACGGUUCAUGGCAGCAUCAAGCUGCGGUAUGUGGAUGAGAAGGAGGUGGGGGCCGCGAAGUCGGGUUUCUUCAGUCGAAUCUUUGGGCUGUAGCAUUAUUUUCAAGGUGUAGUUCUUAUGAUACCCCUUCGUAUACUUCACGAAUGAUCCAACGUCACUAGCAGAAAUCAAACCUUC
Coniophora puteana RWD-64-598 SS2 is the source of this 937-nucleotide messenger RNA. RefSeq lists its product as uncharacterized. Bases 71 to 853 code for a protein of 260 amino acids. Lineage: Eukaryota; Fungi; Basidiomycota; Agaricomycetes; Boletales; Coniophoraceae. The transcript is spliced from 3 exons. The record is from RefSeq and is a predicted model, not a curated record.